CACUGUUUACACCGAUAUUUUAUUUCGCAAGGGAAUAAAAUUUGUUUUUAUUCAUUUCUGUUUUGGGGUUUUUUUACUUAUCUAUCAUAGAUAGCGAUCUAGUGAAUAUAUAAUUAUAAGGUAGUUCGUUAAAUACAUCAAUUUUCUUUCGAUUUCCAUGUUGACAUCGUCAACUUUUGAUUCGGAACCAUGAAGACACGUUUCAAUACUUUUGAUAUAAUCUGCGGAGUGGCUGAACUGCAAAAGUUGGUCGGUUGGCGAGUGAAUCAGAUCUAUGACGUUGAUAACAAGACUUAUCUCUUCCGGAUGCAAGGGACCGGAGCAGUGGAGAAGGUGACUCUCCUGAUAGAGUCCGGCACCCGAUUCCAUACCACCCGCUUCGAAUGGCCAAAAAAUAUGGCUCCAUCAGGAUUCAGCAUGAAGCUCAGGAAGCACUUGAAGAACAAGCGCCUGGAGAAGAUCCAACAAUUGGGUGGCGAUCGUAUUGUGGACUUCCAGUUUGGUACCGGUGAUGCCGCCUACCAUGUAAUCUUGGAGCUCUACGAUCGCGGAAAUGUAAUUUUGACCGACUACGAGUUGACUACACUGUACAUCCUGCGUCCCCAUACGGAAGGUGAGAAUCUGCGUUUCGCCAUGCGAGAAAAAUAUCCCGUGGAACGGGCUAAACAGGCCACGGAGGAACUGCAGCCUGAUGUCUUGGAUAAACUGGUGGAGAAUGCCAAGAACGGCGAUUACUUGCGACAGAUCUUGACGCCUAAUUUGGACUGUGGUCCUGCAGUCAUCGAGCAUAUUCUUCUUUCACACGGACUGGAUAAUUGUGUAAUUAAAAAGGAAGGAGCAGAAGAAACUCCAGAAGCAGAGAAUAAGCCAGAGAAAGGCGGUAAAAAACAACGUAAAAAGCAACAGAAUAAAACGGAACAUAAGCCAUUUGAUAUGGUUAAUGACCUGCCCAUUCUUAAAAAGGCUGUAAAGUGCGCUCAUGAUCUUAUUGUUGAGGGAAACACCGGGAAAACUAAAGGCUAUAUAAUUCAAGUGAAAGAGGAGAAACCCACGGAGAAUGGAAAAGUGGAGUUUUUCUUUAGAAACAUUGAAUUCCAUCCUUACCUAUUUGCCCAAUUCAAUAACUUUGAAAAAGCCACGUUCGAGAGCUUUAUGGAAGCUGUCGAUGAGUUUUACUCGACGCAAGAAUCGCAGAAGAUCGACAUGAAAACGCUGCACCAGGAACGCGAGGCGUUAAAAAAGCUGUCCAAUGUUAAAAACGAUCACGCCAAGCGUCUGGAGGAGUUAACUAAAGUCCAGGAUGUGGACAGGAAGAAGGCAGAGCUUAUAACGUCCAACCAAAGUCUGGUGGAUAACGCCAUCCGUGCAGUGCAGUCGGCUAUUGCCAGUCAAUUAUCCUGGCCGGAUAUCCAUGAGCUGGUGAAGGAGGCCCAGGCAAAUGGCGACGCUGUAGCCGGUUCCAUAAAGCAAUUAAAGCUUGAAACGAAUCAUAUAUCCCUUAUGCUUAGUGACCCUUAUGAUAACUAUGAAGACGAGGAUCUAAAGACUCCGGAAGUGACCGUUGUGGAUGUCGAUUUAGCCUUAUCUGCUUGGGCCAAUGCCCGUCGAUACUACGACAUGAAACGUUCGGCUGCUCAAAAGGAAAAAAAAACUGUAGAUGCUUCUCAAAAGGCGCUUAAAUCCGCGGAGCGGAAAACACAGCAAACCCUCAAAGAAGUAAGGACCAUUUCGAACAUAGUAAAGGCUCGAAAAGUUUUCUGGUUCGAAAAGUUUUACUGGUUUAUAAGCUCAGAGAAUUAUCUAGUCAUCGGAGGAAGAGAUGCGCAGCAAAAUGAACUUAUUGUCAAAAGAUAUAUGCGUCCGAAAGACAUUUAUGUGCACGCAGAGAUUCAGGGUGCCUCGAGUGUUAUUAUACAGAAUCCCACAGGAGAAGAUAUACCGCCCAAAACGUUGCUGGAAGCUGGAUCCAUGGCUAUAUCAUACAGCGUUGCCUGGGAUGCCAAGGUGGUAACCAAUUCGUAUUGGGUGACAAGCGACCAAGUCAGCAAAACUGCACCAACUGGAGAGUAUUUGGCGACUGGAAGCUUUAUGAUCAGAGGAAAGAAGAACUUCCUACCCUCCUGCCACCUAACCAUGGGUCUAAGUUUACUUUUUAAAUUGGAGGACAGUUUUAUAGAGCGUCAUUUAGGAGAGCGAAAGGUCAGAAGCUUAGAUGAUGAUCAUAUCGAUCAAGAUGUUAAGGAAACGGAGGUAGAGCAUGAUCUUUUAUCCGAACCAAGUGAUGAUACCGAAACCAAUCCUACUGCAAAUUUAUCGGAACAUAGUUCUAAUACCGAGAUUACUAGUUUUCCCAAUACGGAGGUAAAGAUUGAACACGAUACGGGACGCAUAACCGUCCGAUCCAACUCUCUAAAUCCAAACAAGGAGGAGGCUGAGGAGAAUGAUGAUGUUGUCCAAAGUCUUCCAAGUAAAACCGUGGAUGAGGAAACGACCAUUAUUUUGGCUGGUCCAAGUCGAAUAAAGCAAGUUAGUGCUAAAAAGACUAAAGUUGAGAAAGCUCGAGCUGCGAAACAGGAAGCUGCAAAACAGGAAGUCGCUCCAGUUGAUACAGAGCCCAAAAAUCCAUCACAGAUUAAGAGAGGUCAAAAGGGAAAACUAAAGAAAAUGAAACAAAAAUACAAGGAUCAAGACGACGAAGAGCGUGAAAUUCGUAUGAUGAUUCUUAAGUCUUCUGGGAAAGAAAAGCCGCAAGUAAAUACUGACAAAGUGGUGGAAAAGAGUGUGGCAAUAAAAGAGUUUGUGAAACCAGAAAAAAGUUCAGUUCCCAAAAACCCAGUGGAAUUGGACGAUACUGAGGAAGUACCCGUCGGAGGAGAUGUGGAUGUUCUUAACAGUCUGACUGGGCAGCCCCUUGAAGGAGAUGAGUUGCUCUUCGCGAUUCCAGUGGUGGCUCCUUAUCAGGCUUUGCAAAACUACAAGUUCAAAGUGAAGCUUACCCCCGGCACCGGUAAAAGAGGAAAGGCUGCGAAAUUAGCUCUUAACAUAUUUGCCAAGGAAAAGAGCUGCAGUACUCGUGAGAAGGAUUUACUGAAAAGUAUAAAGGAAGAGUCCCUGGCAAGAAAUAUACCAGGAAAGGUCAAGUUAUCAGCCCCACAACUUCAAAAGUACCACAAAUAAAUGAAGAAAUAAAAUGUAUACAUAAUGUUGGGCCAUAUUUAUAAGAAUUGUUUAAAAUGCUUUAAAAAUGCAAGUUGAUUUAAUAAAGAGAAGAUUGUGUAUACAGAA
Messenger RNA from Drosophila rhopaloa, 3285 nucleotides. It is a transcript of the gene Clbn, whose product is annotated as nuclear export mediator factor NEMF homolog. The record is from RefSeq and is a predicted model, not a curated record. Gene Ontology annotation, biological process: rescue of stalled cytosolic ribosome; ribosome-associated ubiquitin-dependent protein catabolic process. Gene Ontology annotation, molecular function: tRNA binding; ribosomal large subunit binding. Gene Ontology annotation, cellular component: RQC complex. The transcript has 5 exons. The coding region runs from base 190 to 3177 and encodes 995 amino acids. NCBI's taxonomy places the organism in Eukaryota, Metazoa, Arthropoda, Insecta, Diptera, Drosophilidae.